Molecule: messenger RNA, 2959 nt
Organism: Myotis myotis
Lineage: Eukaryota; Metazoa; Chordata; Mammalia; Chiroptera; Vespertilionidae
Gene: OTUD6B
Product: OTU deubiquitinase 6B
Exons: 7
Coding region: 65-946 (293 amino acids)
Biological process (GO): protein deubiquitination
Molecular function (GO): cysteine-type deubiquitinase activity
Source: RefSeq, a predicted model, not a curated record
GGUGGGAGGUGCCCGCCAGCCGGCGGCGCCGGCUGGUUCCUCCGAGUGCGGGCGCCGGGUGGACAUGGAGGAAGGCUUGGCAGACGAGCUUGACGAAGAGGAGCAGCUGGUGAGAAAGCAACGCAAAGAGAAGAAGGAGUUGCAAGCCAAAAUUCAAGGUAUGAAGAAUGCCGUUCCCAAGAAUGACAAGAAGAGGAGGAAGCAGCUCACGGAAGACGUUGCUAAGCUGGAGGCAGAAAUGGAGCGGCGGCACCGAGAGGAGCUGGAGCAGUUGAAGCUGGCUUCCCAGGAGGGUCAGAGAGAUUUUGAUGCUGUUAACAUUUCAAACUUGGUUCUUGAGAAUCAGCCGCCUCGGAUAUCAAGAGCACAAAAGAGACGGGAUAAAAAAGCUGCAUUGGAAAAGGAGCAGAAAGAAAGGAUAGCUGAAGCUGAAAUUGAGAACUUACAUGGAGCUAGACAUGUAGAAAGUGAAAAACUUGCUCAAAUAUUGGCAGCUAGACAGUUGGAAAUUAAACAGAUUCCCUCGGAUGGCCACUGUAUGUAUAGAGCCAUUGAAGAUCAGCUGAAAGAGCGGGAAUGCCCUCUGACUGUAGCUGCCUUAAGAAGCCAAACUGCUAACUAUAUGCAAAGCCACAUGGAAGACUUUCUGCCGUUUUUAACAAACCCCAAUACAGGAGAUAUGUAUACUCCAGAAGAGUUUGGAAAGUACUGUGAUGAUAUUAUAAACACAGCUGCAUGGGGAGGCCAGCUGGAGCUAAGAGCCCUGUCUCAUAUUUUACAAACACCAAUAGAGAUAAUACAGGCAGAUUCUCCUCCUAUUGUAGUUGGCGAAGAAUAUCCAAACAAACCGUUAAUACUUGUAUAUAUGAGACACGCAUAUGGCUUAGGAGAACAUUACAAUUCUGUCACGUGGUUGGUGAACAGAGUUACUGAAAACUGCAGCUAGUUUACAGAGUGUUGCACAAUUAUGUUUUUGUACAGUGUGCCGAUAUGAGUAUUUAUACCAAGUGCUGGAUUGUUUUAAACGUUACUGAAAAAACAACUACUUUAAAUCAGUUUUAUGGCAUAGCUGCUAAUAGGUUUUUAAAAAAUAGUCAGAGAUAAACUUUAACCAGUAUCCCCUUACUGGUAUUUUAAACACUUGUACGUCCAUUGUGGAGAGCAUCAUUCAUAGGCCAAGAUGCAACCCUAUUUGCUUAUAUUUUUUAUUAAUAUGGGAUCCUGAACAUUCUGUUGAAAUAAAUCUUAAUGUUUUAUUAAAAGCUUUCAGUAACCAUUUCAGUGUAAUUUCUCUUGAAGAUUGCAAUACUGUGGGGAUGGUGAUAGCAAAUUUAAUUUAUCCUUAUAAAGAAACUUGAUUGCAGUAACCUUGGUAUUAGUGAAAUUAAUGCUGUGAAGCUUUUUUAUUUCCCCAUCCAAGUGCAGCCAAGAAGCUUGUUUUAAUGAUUAAGAAUUUUAAAAUGUUUUUUCUCAGAUGGGAAUCAGUAGUUAAAACUGAGACAGAUUCAAAAUAUAUAGGUGUUCCCUAUCAGAUUUAAACCUGUAAAGAAUUAUAGAUUAGCCUUUUAUUUUUGUGUCAUUUUAAAGGUCCCAACAUACUAAUGUCUGAUUAAUUUGUUACUACUUGCUGUUUCUUAAACUUCUUAUUUUCAGAACUACAAAUGUUUGUACUCUUUGUGGUGUUUUCUCCUUCACUGCUCAGCUGCUUUGCUUUCCUUGCACUUUUUUCCACUGAGAAAUGAUUUGUGACCUCUUACCCAUGAACUGCUACAAGUUGAAGCAGCACUGUCAAAAGUGUCCAAGGCCAAAUAUACUUCAAAUCCUUCCUCUUUCCCAAUUUUUUUUACAAAACCUUUCUCUUUUUGCUUCCUUCUCUAGGAUUAAAAGAAAGCCUUUUUUACUGUUAUUUUGUUAGCCUUUUAAUGUCCCCUUUCCGUAACCUGAAGUAUUUGAGAAUGUUUCUAUCACAUGUAUAGAUCAAGCUGAAAGCCACUCUUUAGGAGCCAGACUGUGUAGUACAAAUCAAUAUAUAAUACCUUUUGGUGUGAAUGAUUUAUCUAGCUCAGAUUUCAAGUUACACGUAACAGUAUUCCUUCUAAGAAGAUAGUACUCAUAUAUACAAAUGUGUCUGGUAAUUUGAUAAAAAAGUAUUAUGAAAAUUACACUUUUUUUAUUAGAUCUGUCUUUCCCCAAUUAGAAAAAGCUAGUAACAUUUAGCAUGAAGUUUAUAAUAUUUGAAUUUUUGCUUUAUGAAUGCAACUAAUUUUUGCAGUUAAAUAUCAGGUUUAUAUAUUAAAAAUGGGUGUCAGUCUCAUUGAUGAUGUGGGAAACUGGUCAACUAGAGCAAGUAAGUACUGCAUGAAGGUAUUCCAUUUCAAGAGAUUAAAAGCCAUUCUGCUGCCAAGCAAAAUACAUUCUGAAGGCUGCCUGUUUUGAGAUCUGAGUUUUCUUGGGGCUCUGAAAUUUAUAAAAUAAUGAAAUUAUAAAAUACUAAUCAUAUUUGCCCUUUAUUUUGAAGUAACCUGUUGCUUUAAAAUUAAAAGAUAAGCAUUAAGAAGUAAUAAAAUAAGGUAUCAUGAAACCUAGUUAUUAUAAAUUUCAUCUACAUUUAAAGCAUUGGAAAAUACCUUAUUGGUAACUUUUUUUUUUCUAACAAGAUGAGUGGCAUUUUCUUGAUUAUAGGUUUAUUUUUAAUUUGUAUAAUUUUUUAAAAUUUAUCUUUAUUAUUGAAUGUAUUACAGAUGUCCUCCCUUGCCCCCCCAUUGUCUCCCUCCAACCUGUUCAUGCCCCCUCCCCAGGACUUCCCCACGCUGUUGUCUAUGUCCAUGGGCUAUGCAUAUGUGCAUAUAACUUCAUUGGUUUAUCUCCUACCCACCACCGCCCCUCUGAAAUAUGUCAUCUUUAAAUGGUUGAUAUGGUUAUGAACAGCAUUUGUAUGGUUAGCUCUGUUUUUUCCCCA